Messenger RNA from Naegleria lovaniensis, 660 nucleotides. RefSeq lists its product as uncharacterized. Bases 1 to 660 code for a protein of 219 amino acids. Gene Ontology annotation, cellular component: cytoplasm; nucleus; exon-exon junction complex. Lineage: Eukaryota; Heterolobosea; Eutetramitea; Acrasida; Naegleriidae. The record is from RefSeq and is a predicted model, not a curated record. Gene Ontology annotation, biological process: RNA splicing. The transcript has a single exon. Gene Ontology annotation, molecular function: mRNA binding.
AUGCUUCAUCAAACCUCACAUCACCACCAUCAUCAUCGACAUGAUCAUAAAUUGGCAAGUUCUUCCUCCCAUCAUGAUCAAGCCUCUUCAUCAGCAACUCAACCCAUAGAAAGUGUUCAAGGAUUUGUUAUAUUUCUUUCCAAUAUUGAUAUCAACACCGAAGAAGAUACUCUAAAAGAUGUACUUUCCGAUUACGGAAGAGUUAUUUCACUUCAUUAUGAAUUAUCCCGUCGAACAGGAUAUCCCAUUGGAUAUGCUCUGGUAAAAUAUGAAACCCGAGAAGAGGCUCAACAAGCUAUUCAUGCACUCAAUGAAAAACAUAAAUUCGGAAACAAAAUAGUGAGAGCAGAUUGGUGCUUUAAGGAAGGACCUCCCAUAAUCACCACAACAAGAGAAGAAUUACAAGAAAUUAAAGAAGAUUUAAAUACGCAAGAACUUGAUCAACAAGCAGAAUUAAAUUCAGAAUCAUCCAAUGAUUCAUCGGUACUGAAAAGAAAGAGGGAUAGUGAAUGGGAUGAAACCUCUGAGGCAACUACAGCACCCAGCGAAGAACGAUCGUCAUUUUCUACAACCUCUAAAAGUGAAAAUAUUGUAGGUGAAGAAAUUUCACAACAAGAACAAAUUGCUCAGGAAGAACCACCACAAAAGAAGAAUAAAUAA